This is a messenger RNA of Exophiala dermatitidis NIH/UT8656, 2410 nucleotides long. RefSeq names its product Ras-like protein Rap-1A. Lineage: Eukaryota; Fungi; Ascomycota; Eurotiomycetes; Chaetothyriales; Herpotrichiellaceae. The record is from RefSeq and is a predicted model, not a curated record. Gene Ontology annotation, cellular component: plasma membrane. Gene Ontology annotation, biological process: signal transduction. Gene Ontology annotation, molecular function: GDP binding; GTP binding; GTPase activity. The transcript has 4 exons. Bases 1395 to 2033 code for a protein of 212 amino acids.
UUCGACCUUUCCGCUCUGCAUUUGUGCUCAAUCUACUCGAUGCAUUGGACACUCCAGCGAUGCCGAUGGCGCCUCAUUGAUGUGGUUAAUGCUUGUGCUAAUACUGACAGUCCUCACGAUCCAGACCCAACCCCCCUGUCACGCCUUGAGGGUCCCUGCGGCGCCUCCUGAUAGACUUACCAUCCUCAGUAAAGCCUUCACCAUCGUGCACACUAGCUUGAAGGAUAUUCCCAAGCUCGAUCGUCAAUCGAAAACAAAACAUGCGCUGCCCGAGACUAGACUCCCUUUCUGACCAGCCAGGCCUUGGAUCGACCACGCUACACCCGCGGCAGGGCAAUGAGGACACGGGAAAAAAAGAAAAAUUUAUAUCGCUGAACCGAACCUCCAUACUGUAACGUACAUGCCUCACCAGAUUGCCCAACCUUGGCUGCGACGCCUGAUGGACUCCUCGUUAGCUCUAUUGUAAACAUUGUGACGGCCCGCGGGUGAAUCUGGUCCAUUUCAUUUGUAGUCGUCGUCUGGAUUUUUGCCCAACAGAAAAGACAUUACUUAGACGACUUUGCCGUUUACGCCAGAUACAGCAACCUCAACACCACCACCUCAACUUCCCGGACAUCACCUUACAGCUCCAUCUCAAGCAACCCACGUCUUCGCUGCUGACUGGAUCCACGAAGGUCUGUGCCAACUUCGGCUCGCCUCGUCCUGUCAGGAGAUCUGGAUGGUCUUCAAAGGUACUUGAGUGCUUGGCUGUACCGGUUUCGCCCUACUUCCGCCAUCACACCUGUCGCUCAGUCAAUCAGUCAUCCCCGUUCAUGUCAAUAUUCUGUCACCCUAGCACUUGCCGAGUUUUGCAACUUUCGACUCUGCUCAAGACGCAGGAGGAUACGCCGUAUAAAGACGACGGCCAGCCAGCACACGACCUGUCCGAAUCCCUCCUUCAGACCAAGCCUCGUUACGUUACAGACCACCUCAGACCCCUAAACACAAGCAACCGACCUUUGGUUUUUCUGGUUCGUGUCGCAAUCCUGCGACGUGGCCACAGGACACAGCCACCUGUUUGGGCUCGCUCUGAGUUGCCUCUUGACUGUUACAUCGGCGCAAAGUCGCAAGACUACGCCACAUCUACGUGCCUUACCCAUCAGGCACACGACCAAAAUCCAUCGCCACUGAGAGUGGGAGCCGAGGUUCAGUCCGACGUCGCGGGAAGGAGGGAGCACCACGACUGAAAUGUAGGUGCAUAGGGGGUUUUCUUGCGCACAGUAACAAGUAAUCCGGCUUCCCGUCGCUGUGGAAUCCUACAGCAAGUCCAAAGAGAACUGUUCGUGGGCGGCGAGGAGAUUGCGCCAGGCGCGGAAGGAGAAGCGUCAAGGUCCGUGGAGUCGGAGCUUUUCAGAAUGAGUUUGCAGCCCAGGCGAGAGUACCACAUCGUUGUGCUAGGUGCAGGAGGCGUAGGGAAAAGCUGUCUCACCGCGCAGUUCGUGCAGAAUGUCUGGAUUGAAAGCUACGACCCGACUAUCGAGGACUCGUACCGUAAGCAGGUCAAUGUGGACGGCCGGCAAGUCAUGCUGGAAAUCCUCGACACGGCCGGCACAGAGCAAUUCACGGCCAUGCGGGAACUUUACAUGAAACAAGGACAAGGCUUUCUGCUCGUCUUCUCCAUCUGUAACAUGAACUCGUUUCGCGAGCUGGCCGAAUUGCGCGAACAGAUCAUCCGCAUCAAGGACGACCAAGACAUUCCACUGGUUGUGGUGGGCAACAAAUCCGACAUGGAGGACGAGCGUGUUGUUCCCCGUGCCCUAGCCUUCCAGCUCGCUCAGUCAUGGGGCCAAAAGCCGUACUACGAGACCUCGGCCCGGCGGCGCACCAAUGUCGACGAAGUCUUCCACAAUCUAUGUCACCAGAUCAUCCAGAAAGAAGCCGGUCGAUCCCAAAUUUUGGAGCAGCAAUUGGCCACGCGACGCCGCGAACGGCCUAACAGACAUGAUCGGCGAGGCAGGCGGACCCGCAACCGAGAUCGUUGCGUUAUUCUGUAGUUCAAUGACGGUCAGUCAGGGAUGUCCCGGUCCGGGCAACAUAUCUUUCGGUCGGCGCAAUAUGUGCACCAUUGAAAAGGCGUUUUCACCAAGUUAGACAUGCAAAGGGGGACAAUCGGGAGUUCAAGUUGUAGGGAAAAGGGAAAGAAGAGAUUAGACUUACCGACUCGCGUCAGAUUUGAUUGGGAAUGCAAAUAAUUCGUGGAUUCUCUGAAUGAGUAGUCAUGGACCAAAACCAGCCGUGCAAUAGCUGUGUUCGUCCGAUAGUUUCAAAGGCGUUGUCCUCUGGACGAUAUGUGACCCCUGUGAUAAGCGUGCUUGGUGGGAAUGCCCGGAUUGGACUGGACAAUCUGAUUACAUGCUGCCAUUGCACAUGG